Messenger RNA from Phycomyces blakesleeanus NRRL 1555(-), 390 nucleotides. RefSeq lists its product as hypothetical. The transcript is spliced from 2 exons. The record is from RefSeq and is a predicted model, not a curated record. Bases 1 to 390 code for a protein of 129 amino acids. Lineage: Eukaryota; Fungi; Mucoromycota; Mucoromycetes; Mucorales; Phycomycetaceae.
AUGACGACUGUAACAUCUUCAAUAAAUAACAAGAAUCAACAAUUUGGAUAUAAUGCAAUAAUCGACGACAUUCAAACCUCAUAUAAGAAUGCAGCUGUGCUCUCAAUCGAUGACUUUGUCCAGUCAGAAGAUAUUGAAUUACCUACUACUGGUCAUAAACAGAACCUUUACAAUGAAUUCCCCAAAGAGCUGUUAAAGUUACUGCCAGAAUCAAUGCCCGUACCACAAGAGACUCAUGAGCUGGUAUGUGCUUAUUUGCAACAGAUUAAAGAAUUGCCGAAUCUACAAUCGCAAGCCGCUCAAGCUCUUGAGAUUGUGCAGAAUACACAGGUUAUUCUAUCCCAAACAACAAAUUCAAUUGAUGCAUCAUCCCCAUCUGAUGAUGCGUAA